Aspergillus fijiensis CBS 313.89 is the source of this 1696-nucleotide messenger RNA. RefSeq lists its product as uncharacterized. The transcript has 7 exons. Bases 1 to 1614 code for a protein of 537 amino acids. The record is from RefSeq and is a predicted model, not a curated record. Lineage: Eukaryota; Fungi; Ascomycota; Eurotiomycetes; Eurotiales; Aspergillaceae.
AUGACCUCUCUCACAUCGAUCUGCGCGAACUGGAGUCCCGAGAAGACGGAAUGCAAGAAGGAAGGGCGAGCAACCUGCAAGGGAUGCUUCUUAAUUACUUAUUGCAGCAGAACAUGUCAAGUGACUCACUGGUCUGAGCAUCGGAAGGACUGUAAGUCCUUCUUGAAGAAGGAAACAUGGCAUCCUGCGUGGAUUCUUGAGAGAAGAUUCCCUAUGCUCACGCAAGGCGGCUUCGAGAUCUAUGCUAAGGACCUUCGCCUUUUGUUUGCGGCCUCAGGAGACCUCCGCAAUGUCGUCAAAACCGUCGCCGACCUGCCAACCGCCUAUAGUGGCCCCCUUGAUAUCACAAUCAAUGACCAAGAUGAAGAUGCCGUGAUCCGGAAUGUGAUAUUACUCCUUGUGGCACUUGUUUUCGAUGACCCCAAUGAAGCUAUCGACUGCAUAAUCCACCUCUGGUACUCGGCACUUGUGCGGCAAUCCGACAUCCGAGUGCUCUCGGAUCGCAUUUGGCCCCUCAUUCAGGACGUCUGUCACACCACGAUCGAUCAUGAGCGAUUGGAACCCGUUUCAAAAACCUGGAACUUUAGGGCUUGCUCGCUGAGCGUAACAUUAGGACGCGCGGUGUGGUCUCGUCUGCUGUCCUAUUGCAACAUCCCAUCUGGCUUGACAGCUGAGAGUGCCCAGAAGAUCCGCACAGGACAGGUUUUUGGUGCUUCAGAGAAGGACCUUCACGAUGAGCAUAUGAUCUUCCUUUCUCCGCGCCAGCGGCUUGCAUACCAUAAAUUUAGACAAGACGGCCUUCUACUUCCAUUUGGUUACCCUCGCCACGAUUUUGUGCAGCCAAACCCGACUUUAUUCCAGUAUAGAGGAGUCUGGCCUCUGAUGGCUCGUGCGAAUCCGCUUAGUGGAUGGUCGCUGAGAGACGUCCUGGAGACACGCAGCGGGCCCGCCACGGCAGACGUUUACGGCAAGCUGUUCCGCUACCUCCACAAAACGCUGGCCCGUUUUGUCGAGCGAUUGUCCAGCACAAAGAUUGCCUUCCAGUUCCAUCAGACUACUGCGGCCCAUCUUGUAGAAGGUCUCGAUAAGGGCUCCUUUGACCGAAUUGAACUCUCGAAUCUUGCAGACAACAAUCACAUGGGUGCCUAUCAUACCCUCUCGACCAUGAUCCCCUUGCUUCGGCCUCCGCAGCAGAACCCACACGCCACCCUCAUCACUCUGUUCACGACCGCCAUCAGCAGCGUCACGACCCUCGAUGAGGGGCUCACAUCCAUGUUCGCCGAUCCUCAAACCCAAGAACUCCUAAGAAGAUACAGCCCGGAGACGGAACGAUGGUCUGUUUUUGAUGCCGCGUCCCUCAGAAAGGCCUCCGCUCUCCAGCUCUUCGCGCCAGUCGACAGACUCUUCGAUAGGUAUCUGAGGACAUUUGCAGUCCUGGAUGCGGCUAGCCGGGUCGGCGCGAGGAUCAAGGAACCACACAGCAUCGUCGCGAAAUGGCCUUACCGGAUGCGGUUGCGGCCUGAUCAGGAGGGCGCGCUGCAGGAGCUGAGGCUCUGUCUGCGGGAGAUCCGAUCGAGUAGGGAGCGAUAUGUGGAGUGGAAGCGAUCGGUCUAGGGCCUUGGUUGGUCACGCUGUGGUACUUUGUAGUGGUUUAUGUACCGGUUGUCGGUUUGAUGUGUUAUGAUGGAAGAUCUUU